CUUGAGAUUGACGUUUGUCGCACAACAUAACCUCAAAAUAAGAAAGCCAUUGAAAUGCCCCUCAAAGGCACUACCCCCGUGUGCCUGAAGUGCGAAACCAGCGAAUCUCCACUAUGGACUAACGCUGAAAAUCUGGGGGCAAUCUGUUUAGACUGUGUUAACGAAGCUAAGGAUAACCUCAAAUCGGAACAAGAGGAGGAAAACGAUGAUAAAUCUGAAGAUUCCAAAUCCAUUAAACGUAAACAACGAACUACUCGCUCAUAUAAAACUAGACUUAAUCCUUUUGCCAUCCCUAAAAUUGGGGCACCGAAGGGUAGAGGCAGAAGAGGCAUUUUUAAGAAGACGCCAAUUAAAGCACCCUCUGCUGUGGCCACUACAAUCACCUCUGAAUCAAUUUUUUAUAAAGGGAGUUACAUUCAAGUGGGUGAUAUUGUUUCAAUGCAGGAUGAGGAUGGUGAUAUUUUUUAUGCUCAAAUUAAGGGGUUGUUAACAGAUCAGUAUUGUGAAAAAAGUGCUGUGAUUACGUGGCUUUUGCCUACUCAAGAGAGUCCCCCGCCUGAGGAAGGUUUUGAUCCUGCUACUUACAUAAUAGGUCCAGAAGAAGAUGUACCAAGAAAAUUGGAAUGCAUGGAAUUUGUGAUGCAUGCACCCUCUGAUUAUUACAAAUCGAAAAAUACGCCUUAUCCAGCAGUACAUGCUCCUGCACAACCUGGGUAUAUAUGGACGUCAUUGGAGUCUAUUAGAAGAUUAUGUGGAAAGCCAUUUUAAAAUAAUUGAGAAACAACUUUAUACUGUAUUACGUAUUAUUUUCAGUGUAUUUAUUUACUUUUUUUCAGUGUAUUUUGUCGCUUUUUAUAUAAUUAUUGUAUUAAAACAAUCACUUUCGUUUUCUUUUAUCGUUAAAAUAAAUUACUUACACUGUA
Tribolium madens (black flour beetle) is the source of this 923-nucleotide messenger RNA. Its product is annotated as GATA zinc finger domain-containing protein 1. Gene Ontology annotation, biological process: chromatin organization. The transcript has 3 exons. NCBI's taxonomy places the organism in Eukaryota, Metazoa, Arthropoda, Insecta, Coleoptera, Tenebrionidae. Gene Ontology annotation, cellular component: nucleus. The record is from RefSeq and is a predicted model, not a curated record. The coding region runs from base 55 to 768 and encodes 237 amino acids.